ACGGUACCUUUGACCAAAAAACAGCAAUUUUUAAAUAAUCUGAAUUAUUCAUUUCAGGAAAAAUGUUGUUGCUUGCUUUCCUGUGUCUUUCACCGUUCCUGUCGUCCUGUUUUGCAGAGUAUGAAGCCAUAUUACUGGGGUGGCCAUCAGAACAGGCAAAUGUGAACAACCAAGACACCUUGUGUACAGAAACAGAUGGAAGACCUGUCACAAUACCACUGGAAAACAUUAAGAAAAUGGAAAAUGUGCCAUUAUCAUCACUGUCGACAAGUAAUCCAAAUGUCAGAAGUAUGAUUAUUGACACACACAACUCCUUGAGAAAAAUAGUCAAUCCACCCGCACGUAACAUGCUGAAAAUGGUCUGGAAUGAUGAGGCUGCUACAAUGGCAGAUAAUUAUGCUAAAAUGUGUUUGCCGAAUCACAGCGAACCAAAUCUCAGAAAGAGCACAAAUUUUAACGGCGGAGAAAAUGUAUUCAGGUCAAAUUUCAAAGCCUCCUGGGAUGAUGUCAUAAAAUCAUUUUACAGUGAAGUUGUAGAUUUUGAAUAUGGAAAAGGAGCUAAAUCUCCUGGUGUAAAGAUUGGCCAUUAUACACAGUUGACAUGGGCUACCUCAAACCAGGUUGGCUGUGCUAUUAACUAUUCCUCCAACAACAACCUCCCAUACGGAUUUGUCUGCCAUUACAACCCUCCGGGAAACAAUGUUAGCUCAAUGGGAUACCCAUACAAAUCUGGACCUACAUGCGGAGACUGUCCAACGGCAUGCGACAACGGCCUCUGCAGUUUUACAGGACAAUGACUGUUAAAUAAAAUGGCUGUGGCCUUUU
Messenger RNA from Spea bombifrons (plains spadefoot toad), 825 nucleotides. Its product is annotated as cysteine-rich venom protein TEL1-like. The transcript has 8 exons. The record is from RefSeq and is a predicted model, not a curated record. NCBI's taxonomy places the organism in Eukaryota, Metazoa, Chordata, Amphibia, Anura, Pelobatidae. Bases 63 to 797 code for a protein of 244 amino acids.